GUCCUCGGUUGCCGUGGGGACUCCGGACUACAUUUCUCCUGAGAUCCUUCAGGCGAUGGAGGCGGGGCGCGGUCGUUACGGUCCGGAGUGUGACUGGUGGUCCCUGGGCGUCUGCGUCUACGAGAUGCUCUACGGGGAGACGCCGUUUUAUGCCGAGUCGCUGCUGGAGACAUACGGCAAGAUCAUGAACCACCAGGAUCGUCUGGUUUUCCCGUCUCACGUCUCCGAUGUCUCCGAUUCUGCUCGAGACCUGAUCCAGCGUCUGCUCUGCCCCCGAGAGUCCAGACUGGGCCUCCGAGGAAUCCAGGACUUUAAAGAUCACCCGUUCUUCUCCGGGAUCGACUGGGACCGGAUCCGGACGAUGGCGGCUCCGUACAUCCCUGAAGUCUCCUCCCCCACGGACACGUCCAACUUCGACGUGGACGACGAGACGCUCAAGAACCCAGAGGUCUCGGCUCCUGUGGCUCUCAGCAGUUUUUCGGGGCAGCAGCUUCCCUUCGUGGGCUUCACCUACACCUGUCCGAGUGGGCGUGGCCUGAGCCCGGCAGGUGUGACGGGUGUGACAGGUGUGACAGGUGAGGGCGUGUCCCGGGGGGCGGAGCUCGAGCAGAAGAUCCAAAAACUGGAGCGAGAGAAACAGGAGCUGCACCAGAAACUGUCAGAGUUUUCUCAGCCUCAGUCUGGAGUUUUGUCUCGAGAAAAAGAGAUUAAAAAACUCAACGAAGAAAUCGAGCGCCUCAAGAAGAAACUGUCAGACUCUGAUAGGCUGGAGAAGCAGCUGGAGGAGGCGGUGUCUCUGCGUCAGGACGAAAGCUCCGCCUCCAAACUGCGAGCGCUCGAGCGACAGGUGAAGAGUCUGAGACAAGAGAAAGAGGACGCCCACAAGCAGCUGCAGGAGUCUCUGGAGCGAGUUCGCGCUCAGUCGAAGGAGCUGCGUGACGUUCACAAACUGCGUAAACAGGCCGUGUCGGAGCUUUGUGACGUGUCCCAGACUCUGGAGCAGCUGCGAAACAACGACAAGAGACUGAACCGGACCAUCCGAGACCAACAGGAGGAACUACAGAGUCUGCAGAGAGCGGCGCAGGACAGCAGAGGACUGCAGGCCCGAGUCAGAGAGUUGGAGGCGCUGUUGGACGAGUCGCGCUCUGAGGCUCAGAAAGAGAAGAAGCUCCGAGAAAACAGCGAAGCGUUUGGACGAGAACUGCAGAGCGCCAAGACUCAGGGGGCGGAGCUUGACCCGGCUCAGGGGGCGGAGCUGCGGCAGCUGAAGGCGGAGCUCGAUCGCACUCUGGCCAAUCAGGAGGAGCUGCAGCGCCGAGACUCCGCCCACUGUGCAGAGAUCAAAGACCUGCGCUCCCAGCUCCACCAAUCGGAGAGCGCACAGCUGUCGGCCAAUCAGGAGCUGCGCAGCCUGAGGGAGCGGCUGGAGCUGGCCAAUCAGGACAGACAAAGUGACCUGGAGGAGGCGCUGUCGGCUCUGAAGGACAAACAUGAGAGAGAGAAGAGUCUGCUGAGCGAAGAGAACCGAAAACUCACCUCCGAGUCCGACAAGCUGUGUUCUUUCGUGGAUCGUCUGACGGAGCAGAACCGGCAGCUGGAGGAGGAGCUUCAGGAGCUCUCGUCCAAAAAGGAGAGCGUGAGUCACUGGGAGGCUCAGAUCGCCGAGAUCAUCCAGUGGGUGAGUGAUGAGAAAGACGCUCGUGGUUACCUUCAGGCUCUGGCGUCUAAAAUGACGGAGGAGCUGGAGUCUCUGAAGACGACGAGUCUGGGCCCCCGGAACAUGGACCCCCUGUGGAAGGUGCGUCGUUCUCAGAAGUUGGACAUGUCGGUUCGGUUGGAGCUGCAGUCGGCUCUGGACGCAGAGAUCAGAGCCAAACAGCUGCUUCAGGAAGAACUACGGAAGGUCAAGGGUCACUGCGCCGGGCUGGAGAGUAAAGUCAAAGAUCUGGAGGAAAAGUCCAAACAGACUCAGGACCAACUGGAGACUCUACAGAAAGAACUGGACCAGAACCGGACCAGCUCAGGUCUGAAUCUGGACUUUCAGGAUUCUCUGUUCGAGUAUUUCAACACGUCUCCUCUGGCGCCGGAGCUCAGCUUCAAACCAUCGGACCUGGACUCCUCCCCCAAAGAGGCCACGCCCCCCUCACCUGCUGCCUCACCUGAGCAACAGGAAGUGACAUCACAGCCUGUCCCAGAAAGACCCGCCCCCUCCGCCACAGGCCACACACCCCUCCAGCCUCGCGCUCAUCAGCUCAGCAUCAAAACGUUCAGUUCUCCUCCUCAGUGCAGCCACUGCAGCGCGAUCAUGACCGGACUCACACGCCAGGGCUACGGCUGCGAGGUUUGUUCCUUCGUGUGUCAUGUGACCUGCAGAGACCACGCCCCUCAGAUCUGUCCAAUCCCGUCGGAGCUGCGGCCGGCGGGCGUCGACGUGCAGAGGGGCAUCGGGACCGCCUACAAGGGCUACGUCCGGGUGCCGAAGCCCAGUGGGGUGAAGCGCGGGUGGCAGAGGGUCUGGGCCGUCGUCUCCGACUGUCGUUUGUUUUUCUACGAUGUUCCAGAAGGAAAAACCACCCAACCUGGAAACGCCGCCUCCCUCGUCCUGGACCUCAGGGAUGAGUUCUUCUCCGUUUGCUCAGUGCUUCCAUCUGAUGUGAUCCAUGCUCCUCGGAAAGACGUGCCCUGCAUCUUCAAGGUCCAGGUGGGGUCUCGUGAGUCCAGUCUGAGUCCGGUCUCGGUUCUGGUUCUGGCCGACUCGGAGCAGGAGCAGAGGAAGUGGCUGAAGGUUCUGGAAAGUCUCCACGUUCUGCUGAAACAGAACGGACUCCUGCAGACCCGAGUGCAGCGCCCCCUGGAGGUGUACGACCCCGCCCUGCCGCUCAUCAAGAGUACUCUGAGCGCCGCAGUACUCGAUCGGGAGCGUGUGGUUCUGGGGACGGAGGAGGCUCUGUUCGUGGUGGAACUGACCCGAGACGUGAUCGUCCGGGCCUGCGACACUAAGAAGGUUCUGCAGGUGGAGCUGGUUCCUCGGGAGAACCUGCUGGUCCUGGUGUGCGGCAGAACCAAGCAGGUUCACCUUCAGCCCUGGCAGGUUCUGGACGGAUCCGAGUCCAGUUUCGACGUCAAACUCACCGAGACCAAAGGCUGCCAGGCCCUGACCACCGGAACCCUGCGCCCGGGCGGAGCCUCCUGCCUGGUGACCGCCGCCAAGAGACAGGUGCAGUGUUUUGAGCUGAUGAGGUCCAAGCCGUUCUACCGGAGACUUUGGGAGGUCCAGGCUCCGGGUCCGGUCCAGUGGUUGGGGAUGGUCCUGGACCGGAUCUGCGUGGGUUUCCCGGGGGGUUUCGCUCUCCUGGCUCUUCAGGGAGAGUCCAGCCCCGUGUCUCUGGUCUGGCCCCAGGACCCCAGUCUGGUCUUCCUGUCGCAGACGCCCCUGGACGCGCUGCACGCCGCUCCGCUGAGCCGAUCCAGCGAGAUCCUGCUCUGCUUCAGCCACACCGGGGUCUACGUGGACCACCAGGGCAGAAGGUCCCGGACCAGAGAACUCAUGUGGGCAGGGACCCCCACGGCCUUCAGUUCCAGUUCGUCUCAUCUCACCGUUUAUUCCGAUUACGGCGUCGACAUCUACGACCUGCAGACCUCAGACUGGCUCCAGACCCUCCCCAUCAGAAAGCUGCGUCCCUUAAACUCGGACGGAUCGUUGAACCUGCUCAGCUCUGAUCCUCCAAGACUCAUCUACCUCCAGAAGACAGAGGGAGGCGUCUGGGGAGAGGGAGAGCUGGCGUUGCCGGGGGUGACGGAGAGCAGCAGGAAACUGAUGGUCCGAACACGAAGCAAAAGAAAAUUUCUGUUUAAACUCCCCGAAGAAGAACGACAACAACAGAGAAGGGAGAUGUUGAGGGACCCAGAGUUUCGUUCUAAAAUGAUCUCAGGACCCACAAACUUCAACCACAUCUCACACAUGGGACCAGGAGACGGCAUGCAGAUCCUCAGGGACCUGCCCAUGGUGAGGGAGGACCUGACUGUGAGCGUCUCUCCUCAGGACCAGGAGCCAGUGAGUCGCUCCAGACCUUUGUCCAGCAUCAGUCGACACCAACAACAACAACAACAACAACCACGCAGCAAGAGCCACAUCACCAGGACCGCCUCAGAUUUCGGAGGCGGAGUUUCUUCUCGGCUGGACUUGGACCCUGACCUGGAGGACUCGGACUCGUUCAAACUGUCGUCCAACAGCUCCAACCCGAGCAGCCCGCCGUCGCCCACGUCGCCCCACCGCACGCCCGACCUCGACCUGGACCUCACCCAGACCCACUUCAGCUGAAACCGGCUCUGGACCGGCUCUGGACCGGCUCCGGACCCGGGGCUAGACCAGACUCUGUUUGGUCUUAAAGCAGGACUCUGGUUCAGUUCUGGGCCCAGUUUGUUUCUAAAACACUAAACCGUGACCCGACUCUGGAGGAGGCCGCGGGUUUAACUUUGUUCUGAAUCUUUUUUUUUUUUCGUUGUAUCGACUUUUCUGGUUUGAAACGUUCUGAAGCUGCUGAAGGAUCCUGUGCAAAUACGUUUAUCUUUAAAUGAAACACUUUAUACAUUUUACGCAGCGAGACGCGCGGCGGACAUUUUGUGCCAGUGCAGCCGCCGCUACAAAAUGGCUGCCGACGUUUGUGUAAAAAAAUGAGACGUUUUAUGAUUUUAUGGUUUUAUGAUUUUAUGAUUUGAUGCUUUUAUUUGUGCUGCUGACGAUGGGAACACUUUAUCUGUGGAGAAAACACUGUAACGACUCUCACACUACUGCUCUGGUGGAAUCACGAGAAUAAAAUAUCUUUGUAAUUAUGAACGUCCAUGUUAAGAAUAAAAUCAUGUCAAAACACUAAA
Boleophthalmus pectinirostris (great blue-spotted mudskipper) is the source of this 4875-nucleotide messenger RNA. RefSeq names its product serine/threonine-protein kinase MRCK beta-like. Gene Ontology annotation, molecular function: protein serine/threonine kinase activity; ATP binding. The transcript is spliced from 31 exons. Gene Ontology annotation, biological process: actomyosin structure organization; peptidyl-threonine phosphorylation. Bases 56 to 4321 code for a protein of 1421 amino acids. The record is from RefSeq and is a predicted model, not a curated record. Gene Ontology annotation, cellular component: cytoskeleton; cytoplasm. NCBI's taxonomy places the organism in Eukaryota, Metazoa, Chordata, Actinopteri, Gobiiformes, Gobiidae.